CCACCUCUGCCACUGUUCUCUUUGUCCCUCUUGCAUUCAGGAGUUCUUGGGGAGAGAUGGGCUCCAGCUCCAGGAUGCUCCUGGCCGCCGUCCUCUUGGUCGGGGUAGCCUCCCAGGCCCUUGCCAGGAGCCUUGAUGGAAACAACUUGUCCGAGCAGAAGUAUGGUGGUGGCGGCUACGGCGGUGGGGGCUCCGGAGGCGGAGGCGGUGGGGGCUACGGAGGGGGAGGCAGCGGCGGUGGCUACGGAGGAGGCGGCAGCGGCGGUGGCUACGGAGGAGGAGGCGGCGGCUACACACCGACGCCAACCCCGACGGUCCCCAGCCACACCGGGUCAUGCGACUACUGGAAGAGCCACCCGGAGAAGAUCAUCGACUGCCUGGGCAACCUGGGCAGCAUCCUGGGCUCGCUCGGCGAGGUAUGCAAGACCUUCUACGGCAGCAAGAUGGAGACGCUCAAGGACGCGCUGUGCAACACCCGCACCGACUACUACGGCGACCUACUCCGCGAGGGCGCCGCCGCCUACAUCAACUCCGUCGCCGCCAAGAAGACAAAGUUCGCCUACACGGGCUACGAGGUCAAGGAGUGCAUCGCCGUCGGGCUCACCUCCGAGUUCGCCGCAGCCGCGCAGGCCGCCGCGCUCAAGAAGGCCAACGACGCCUGCCACUACUAGCUAGCUAGUAGGCUACACCAGCUGGUAGCGGUGGUUCAAUAAUUAAGUUUGUGCUUACAUGCAGUUCCGGAUGCGCUCUCCCCGUAUCCUAAGCUUAGCCUUUAUGUGUGUGUUUGCCAUUUGAUGAUGCAUGCCAGUCCGGGGCCUCCGGUCUACGUAGUGAUGCAUGCUUUGGUUUGAUUUGCUUUUCUUGUCGUGUUGUUGGUGACGUAAGAAUAAUACAGUACCAUUUUCUAAGUUAUUACUGGUAAAACAUGGUC
Messenger RNA from Lolium rigidum, 931 nucleotides. RefSeq names its product glycine-rich RNA-binding protein 3, mitochondrial-like. The record is from RefSeq and is a predicted model, not a curated record. The coding region runs from base 57 to 671 and encodes 204 amino acids. The transcript has 3 exons. Lineage: Eukaryota; Viridiplantae; Streptophyta; Magnoliopsida; Poales; Poaceae.